Plasmodium relictum is the source of this 471-nucleotide messenger RNA. RefSeq names its product RNA-binding protein, putative. The coding region runs from base 1 to 471 and encodes 156 amino acids. Gene Ontology annotation, biological process: mRNA export from nucleus. Gene Ontology annotation, cellular component: nucleus. The record is from RefSeq and is a predicted model, not a curated record. The transcript has 7 exons. Gene Ontology annotation, molecular function: mRNA binding. NCBI's taxonomy places the organism in Eukaryota, Apicomplexa, Aconoidasida, Haemosporida, Plasmodiidae.
AUGAGGGAAUUUAAAAAACAUUAUGAUGAACAUCAUAAGAAGCGCUAUUAUAGAUCUUAUGAUAAAUAUAAUUCAAAUAAGAAUGAUGAAUAUAGAACUAAUUACCAUCGUAGGAUAAAUAAAUACAAUGGAAAAAAUUCAUACAAUAAUUACGAUGAAAGAAAGAAAGAUAACGAAAGAAAUAAUCAUAUCAGAGUAAAAAUAUCUAACUUAGAUUAUACAAUUUCAAAAAAUGAUUUAGUGGAAUUAUUUAGUAAUGUAUGUAAAGUUGUAAAUGCAUGGAUAAACUAUGACCAUACAGAUAGAUCAAAUGGUACAGCAGUUUGUAUUUUUGAAAAUAUAAAUGAUGCACAAAAAGCUAUUGAUAAAUAUGAUGGUUCAGAAAUUGAAGGUUUGUCUAUGAAAAUGGAAAUAAUGCAUAGGAAAAAUUACAGCUAUAAAAAAAAACAUAAAAGUAGAUGCCCUUGGUAA